Molecule: messenger RNA, 4388 nt
Organism: Notechis scutatus (mainland tiger snake)
Lineage: Eukaryota; Metazoa; Chordata; Lepidosauria; Squamata; Elapidae
Source: RefSeq, a predicted model, not a curated record
AGAAAGAGGAGCACAGGAAAACAUCUGGAGAUCUGCCCGCAUUCCUUUUACACCACAGCAGAAACUGGCAAAUGUUUCCCAGGGGUUGGCAAUGUGCCCAGUAAGGGGCAGCAAAGCUAGAAGAAUCAACUACUGUCACCACUUAAUCAGUCCCCACCGCGGGUCACAGCAAAAAGUAAGAGGCAAAAUAGGAAUACGCUAGGAAGACAGCAUGUUUAAUGCCAGCCGCACUUCGCAGCAAGUGAGAUGUUGCUCGCAUUGGAAUUCCUCAGUGGAGAAAGCCCCAUAAAUCAACUGGUUGCUGCUCAGAAGUACAGUACGGGCGAGACAGGUUAAUAAACGUACCUAUACAAAGCGCUCCAAUUAGUAUAGAAAAUUAUGGGCGCGAAAGACCGCACCCCAGGAGGCGCUUUCAUUAUUCCUCCUCCGCUCAUUUUCUGCCCUUGCCGCAGAAAGACUCAAGGUGACCCCAUCCCGGCCGUUGAAGUCGCCUUUUUCCCCGCCCUUUUCACGCAGAGCUAACUCCAUUGCCGCAUCUCAUCCCUGCGGUGCUCGCCGCCUAUUGGUCAUUCUUCGAUAGCCCCGCGUGAGCCGAUGUGAAGACUUGCCUCCUCAUCUGCAUAGCCCGAACAACGUGCCGCUUUGAGCGCCUGGACGGAAGAGACUACACUUCCCAGGGUUCUAGUCGACGACCACGCCGCGGUUUAGAGCCGCGGGGUCUCCCGGGAAACGUAGUUGCUGUUAAUCUCUUCCGAACGCUGCUGAGUUGUGGCGCUGCCUGAGCCGCGAGGGGGAGAGCGCGCCGCGGCCGUUGUUGGUAGCGGGCUGGGGUGUUUCUUGCGCAGCUCUGAUGGCUGGCUUUUUGAUCCUGCCCUUGCUGCUGAAUUGCCUGUGGUGGAGCGGCUGCGGGGCAGUGUGGAGGUAUAGAACAAACACUGGAAAAUAUUUGAUGUUUUCUACAAGAACUGUUAUAUAUUUAGAAUAUGAAGGAACUACAUUUUUAGAAUGGGAUGUUCCAUCAUUUUGUAUAGUUGAGGAUAAAAGGGCACCAUCAACAAAACUGUUGUGUCCAGUUCCUGGCUUUCAUAAGAUUCAACCACUACUUUCAGUUCCAUCACCUGAUGAUGAGGAACGCUACUUAUCUAUCAAAGCAGAUGUGAAUUGUUUCUCAUGGUAUAUUUAUCAAGAUGAAAACAGGUCAUGGGAUUCUGGUCUAACUCAGGUUAUAAAGGUAUGGUUAUAUGAUCCAGAAAGUGCAAGCAAGAGGGAAAAGGAAUACACUGCCACAUCACCACCACUAUAUUCUAGGACCCUUAGCAAGCAGUUCUGGAAUUUGGGACAGGCACCAAGCAUUGCAACAUCAUUUUUAGAAAUGGAAGUUUUCAACACAUCAUUUGAUAAUGGAAUAUGGACAUUUGAAGUACCUAGCGAAACAAAUGACAACAUGGCAACCAUUGUUGGCAAAGUAGUUACUUUUCAGGAUUGUUUUGUUCAAGAUACUCCUUUUACUAUUGCCCAGCCUAUAUAUAUAUUAGGCCCCAAAACAGGAAUUUCUGUUACUCUUCCAGCUGAUAGUGAACCCAUAAUAGAAUGGUGUGCCUGUUAUCCAGGAACAGCUUUCAUAGUGACAGUUGAUGGGAUCUUCCACACCAGCAAUGGAUUUUUAAAUGUAGUAGAACUAAAAUUUCCUCCAAGCCUCAUACUAUCUACCAUGAUUCACAAAGUCAAAACACUAGGAAUUGUUUUUCCAGAUGCCUACAUUUUGAUUGAAAAUAGUCUCUAUCUGGCAAGCAUAGGCCAAGUUAUCAACAUUGGAGAGCUUUAUUUUCCAGGUGUAGACUUUAUCGGACUAGAAACCACAACUUGGUGUUCUGGAGCAUAUCCUUACACUGAGGGAGAAUUAAGUGAAAUGAUUUUAUGGUCACAAGAUGAAAUUUUUCUUGGAUAUACUGACGUUGAAAUUCUUCCAUUAAUAACUGCAAGACUAUUAAGAGAAAAACUAAAACUACCAAGAACUGUUGAUCUAUUAAUAGUAAAAGGUUGCUUUGACUCACUAACUGCUUCAAUUGCAAUACUGCUAGAAUGUACUGGCUGUAUAAGCAAGAAGAUAUUAUACCUGGCUACCUAUAAAGAAGAUACAGCUGAAUGGAAGUUGAACGACUUUACCCUAGGUUUACCCACUGUUGGUGCCAUACAUAUGGAAGUCAUACUUUCAGCUUUAACAUCCAUGGUGUUGUGGGAUGAUGAUACAGUUUUCUAUACUUACAAAAAUUAUACGCAGUAUGGUUAUUUUCAGGAGGCUGUUACAAAAAGCAAAUUUUCAGCAGUAUCUAAAGGAUCUACAAUUCAUCAAAUUAUAAUUGAUUACAUUGGAAAUGCCAUAAUAAAACUGAAAAAUAAUGCUCUGUUUUUCUUCAGAUUUGAAGUGACAGAUAUUGUAAAGCUUACUGCUUGGGAAAAUAAUCUUAAAAAGUUUAUAUAUUUUUAUAAUCCUUCUGGAGAUUUUUAUUUGCUGACAAUCAAUGGCACAAAAAUAACCCGCCAGGUAUAUCCGAUGAAAUUAGAAGUGCUUAGUGCUGCAUCAAAAUUGAAUGACAUUUGCCCAUAUAUAUCAUUUGAAAACAAUUUGGAUCUCAAUAUUCGUUAUCUAGACAUGGGAGACAAAGUGACAUUUUGGGGUCAGAUAGUAUUUUUAGAAAAUAAGGGUUUAUCAGUAGAUGUUGAAAUUUACAGGGCAGAACUGUUGAAGACUAAAGAAGUUAUCAAUUAUGAAAUAGCUCGUGGAAUCUGCACUAAAAAUAAGACUGUAACAUUUUAUCAUGAAAGGGAUUAUUCUGAACUGCCUGAUUAUCGAACCCAGGUAGCAUUAUCUCAGGGUAUUGUGACAUUUCAAUUACAGCCUUCAGAAUCUGGAAAAACAUGCUUAACUAAAAGCAAGCUUUCUCACAUACGUGUUGGCUGUCCUCCAUGGAAAAGCAUAAUUGUAAACAAGAAACCUUCAGUGUGUGAGAAUUUUACCUUCACUAUACCUCGAAAGUAUCUCAGAGACAAAAGACAUAAAGAAAACAAGGAAGUGAUAUUUGAUAUAGGCACAUAUGGCUGCCCAUUACAGAGCCAUUAUACUCAGGACUUUCAUCCUCAGGUUGAGAUAUAUGGGGGUGAUGAAAUUCCCAUGCCAGUUGAUGUAAACUAUAUAUUGUGGGAGAUGAAUGGAAGGACUGACUUUGCUUACAGAGCAACUAUGGAAAAGGUACAUUGUUUAAAUACUGCACAGACUUGGAAUGAGAUGAUUAAAUUAUAUAAUAAAUCAAUUGAAACAAUUGAAGAUGUAGAUGAGAUAUGGGGACCUCAUAAUUACAAGUCCUGUUUUAAAAAAAGACCACAACAAUUAAGGAAACUGGAUAAAGCAUAUGAGAUCUUAAAUAAUUCUGGUGUGAACUUUUUAACUUGGCCUCAGUAUACCAGUACUUAUAUGUUCAAGCUGAUAAUAGUGGAUCCAAAUUUCAGUUUUUGUAAAUUGUCUACAUAUUUUGCUGUCCAGACCUAUGGUAUCAUUGAAAGACCAAACUGGAUUCAUAUUGCUGGUUGGAACUUGUUGCUAAUUACUUUAUUUUGGGGAUUCGUCAUCUUCAGCUACUUCAGAUAUGUGAAGAUAUUCCGGGCUUUUCCUUUUGUUGAUCCCCUGAUGUCACUUAGGCCAGCUGUUACUGCAGAAAAAUCAAAUGAUCAGGAGAAGAAAGAUUGAUUUAUCACAUUGAAUGAAAUAAUAUUUUUAGUGUAUUUUGAUGUUUAACUUAUGAGAAAAACAUUGCUCAACUUUUUACUUUUCCAGGAGUUAAUACAAUCUUAAAAAUACAUCAUCAUCAUCAUCAUCAUCAUCAUCAUCAUCAUUAUUAUUAUUAUUGAUUUUAAACAUUAUUUUGAGAUAUUUUGCCUGCUCAUCUUUUAUUAUUCACAGCACCCUUCAAAAAUUUAAAUUUAAAUUCCUAGAUUGUUGCCUAUGCAUUUGGAGAAUACUUAGGUUGGGCAAGGCAACUAUAGUUAGUUUUUCUAACUUCCUAACUUUUCUUAAUAUACAUUCCCAUUAUUUAACAUAAGUACUACCAUAAAGGAAACUACUAUAAAUAGAAAGGUGAUAUUACUAUAUGCAGUAAAUAAUUGUAUUUAGGUGGUAAUGUCGAUGCGCCUUUUCCGUGUUGCCAAAAGGAAGUGCUCUAAGUCAAUUUAAAAUAAGAAUAGUAGUCCAAUUUAAUGCAAUAAGGAAUAUUUAAUCUCAUUUUAAUAUAUGUCAAAUUGUCUGCCACUUACAAUAUGUAAGUAUUGAUAAAAAGGUUAAAAUAAAAUUCAGUUGACUAAAUGAUUGAAUGUUUUCUGCAUUUUAAAUAAAA